Molecule: messenger RNA, 1766 nt
Organism: Gasterosteus aculeatus aculeatus (three-spined stickleback)
Lineage: Eukaryota; Metazoa; Chordata; Actinopteri; Perciformes; Gasterosteidae
Gene: prr18
Product: proline rich 18
Source: RefSeq, a predicted model, not a curated record
GGGGAAUUAUGAAAUGACAUCACCGCCGUUUUCGCCUUGGCUUUGUUUGGCGCUUCACGUAACCACGCCUUCCUGCCUGCUCCCCCAUAAAGCAGCCAGGCCCCGCGCGUGUGCACCAGUUGAACUCCGGCACCUCGUGGACAACAGGUGCACGACGACGCAGCAGCCGCUCGCCGCCCCGCUGUUGGAUCAUGCACACGGAGCGCCGCUCGUCGCUUUGCGCAGGGCCUCCUUGCCCAUCUGCACUUUGAACAUUUUUUUUGCACGUUUUUUUUUUUUAUCCUGAUCGCUUCCAGCCACAAAGAAAAUGCCUUUUCCGCCCAUCAGCCUCCACCAGCGGAUCUCCUCUCCGGGCAGGGAACUAUUCGGGAAAAAGAAAGCCAUCGGGGCGACUGCCCACAGCGAGCACACCAGCAAAUCCGGCGGAGAGAAGGGAGGCUCCGAUAAGGAGAAGCAGUCCACUUCUUGGACAUCGGCUAAUUUAAGGAAUCUGGGGCGAAAGGCCCCGCAAGAGAAGCGUAAAAGCUCCGCUCAGAAGGCGGGUGCCGGCCAGGAGACGCAGGAAAAGAGCUCCUGGCUGUCGGUACCGAAACCUCAGGACUCGUCCGAGAGAGUCAGGCGCUCCAGCUCCAUGGACUCCGCCAGGCACCUCAACGGCAGAGAGGAGGGGAAGAGGGAGGUCCAGUUCACCCUCAGCCUCACGCCCGAAGCCAUCCUUGUCAUCCAAAAACGGAAUCUCGAAAAGCAGAUGAUCGCUAAGCAGCAGAAGUGUUGCGCCUCCGCGGACUUUCGCCACAGGCGGGUUUUUCCAUCCAAAAAGACGCACGGAGCGUCCAAGGGCUGCGACCCCGUCGCCAAAGUGGAGCACGGCACCGAGCAGGACAUCACCGCCAUCGUUAAGAUCUCGCUGUUGAACGAUCAAUACAAGUACGACGACGUGGAGUACGAAGAGGAGGACGCAGACGUGGAUGAGACCGUCGUGAGGAAGUGUAAAGAGUGGCUCAAAGGGGUCGAGAACGCCGCCGCUUUGGGGAAAGUCGACAAACUUUCUACACUCCCGCACCUUAAAAGCUGCUGACACCUGAAGUUUGAGUUGUUGUUGUUUUUGUUUUUUUACUUUCUUUUUGUUUUACGCAGACUGAAGGAAUGAUGGGGGGCCGCGGCGAUGGGCUCUUGAAUUGAAGUAUUGUAAAUGAACUGUUUGCAAAAGAGAGGGGAAGAAAAUCCUCUCCACAGGAAUGUCUACUUCUUUUUGAAGCAAUUUGCUAAGAUAGAUGUCACAAAUAAAUUACACGUAUUGAAAAAGGAAAAUAUACAAUCUGCGUUGGCGUUCAAACGAAUGGGACAUUAAAGGCGAAUUGCAACCAACAGUGCUUCUUAUAUGCGCCACAGGGUCGUUGCUUUGCUAGUUUAUUGCCUGUUCAAUGUUUUUUACAGUUCAAACUGAAUACCUUAAUAGCGUCGUCCUUUGCACAUGUUCUUUAGUUUUCCGUGGGGGGGCUGCGGGUGGGCACAGGGCUCCGCGUAAAGGGACGUGGAAGCGUUUCUUUGUGCUGGAGUACAAUACGCUGUCAACAACGCGGCUUUAUACGCCUGCUGCUGAGACCAAACUGGACUGUUUUUAUCUUCUCUGCUGCGAGGGUGAUGUCCUUUUGUAGGGAUGUAUCAGCAAUGUACAGUAUUUAAUAUUGGCUAAAUAUUUGUACUGUCAAAAUUGAUGACUUUAUGCCAUUUUAAGUAAAAAAUGUUUUUUUUUUUAUCAAUUA